Molecule: messenger RNA, 2083 nt
Organism: Agrilus planipennis (emerald ash borer)
Lineage: Eukaryota; Metazoa; Arthropoda; Insecta; Coleoptera; Buprestidae
Exons: 7
Coding region: 293-1864 (523 amino acids)
Source: RefSeq, a predicted model, not a curated record
AUGGAUCAGCAGUGCUGCUAGAACUACAAUUAGGCAAAUUUGUUAAAACCAAAUCAACCCUAUUAACAGUGGGAGAAUAUUGUACGGACAUUACAUGAAAACACUCCAGGCUAUUCAAAACGAGUUGUAGAUUGAACACUGCUUGAUGAGAAUGAUGUCCAAAAGCGAUAAGAUUAUUAUCUUGUGCAUACCAGAUGUAUCCUGGCCAAUUAAUAUCGUCGUAGUGUUCUUAUGAGAGGGAUAAUAAACAAGACAGAACUCACCCAACGCAGUUUCGAAUUAUUAAAACAAAAUGAUGAUGACAAAUACCCCUGAAGAAGAGCUCCAAUUGGAAGCUAUGCAACGUGUUUGGCAAAGAAAGCCUUCAUCUCUCUCAGUUUUUGAAGAAAGUGUUGAAUUAGAUGACAUAUUUACAAGCGCAAGCCAAGUGGGCCCAUCUUUGAUAGCAUCGUGUGCUUCCCCUGCAACAAAACCAACACCCAUACAUGAAGAAGAAGUAUUCGAAUGUGAACCUGACCUGGAAGAACUGGUAGAUACCGGGUUACAGCCAGUAAAGCUAAGUGCUUCUGAUUUAGGAGAUUUUCCAGCUCAAUAUAUCGUGUAUGGACUUUUACCACAUCAGUUACCGGUGGUUGGUGUCUUUGUUGAUAAUAGAGUUGUUCCUGGUUUUAAGUACAAAGUAAGCCCACUUCCUUCCAAAGAGCAAGUGCGUAGAUGUCUACCUUACUUGUUUAAUGGCAAAGCUUUAACAUUGAAAUCCAUCGGAAGAGGUUACGCUAGACGUUUCACUUUUGAAGCUGAUAAAGGCUGCCUGAACAACAAUGAGAAUUAUUUUUGGAGUGACAACAGACCAGAAGGGUUCGCUUUUGAAAUGGAAAUAGUAUCGGAAGGAGAUAAAUUUACCAUCUAUGACGUUAUGCAAGAAGCUCAAGGAACUUUGGAAGUUCUUAAAAUUGAGGGACCUCAAAUUGAAAUUAGCACUGAAUAUACAAAAAAUGGCAUAGAAAAAAGAGCCAAAGUUAAUUUCAUAGGAAAAGUAGAAUUUUAUGAAACAGGUGUGGCAAAGCCAAAACCUGUUUCAGGAACCGUUAUCUGUAUUAAACAAAAAGGAAAAUCCAAUGCAGAAAUACGGAAAAUUGUAAAUGUUAAAAUUAAUAGUCACAGAUACAUUUUGAAGCCAGGAAUUUACAAAACGGACAGAAGGGUUGUGGUAAAAGGAGAAGAUAUUAACGACAUUCCAACUAGAUAUACUAUCAAUGGCUUAGAACAUUAUGAACUCCCAGUUGUAGGAACAUACGUAGAUCCUCGAGUGAUUCCCGGAUUCUGCUACAAGGUUCGUCCAAAUGACAGGAAGGAACGUCUGUUUGAGGGACGAUCACUAAGACUUCUCAGUAUUGGAAUGGGAUAUGCCAAAAGGCUGACAUUUGCUCCUGACUCUCUUUUGGAACCCAACAAUUAUUUAUGGUCCGAUAAUCAUCCAGAUGGCCUAGGAUUGGAACCGCGAGCUCUUGAAAAAGGAAUGAAAUUUACUAUACUAGCUGGCGAUCAAAAUAUUGGUACGGCAACUGUUUGGAGAGCAGAUUUGCCCCAAAAGGAAGAAAAAAUGGAAAGGGUGCCAUCAUCAUGUGGUAAACAAUGCGCCAUAGAAAAAUAUAUCCACGUUGACGUUUUAUGCCAUGUAAGAAUGAAUAUAACUGGUAGUAAUGGAGAAGAACACUUGUUAAGAGUUUAUGGUCUUGCGGUGGUACGUAAAGAACCGAAUUCCAAUAAAGCCUCAGUGGUAAGAGUUGAAAGCGUUGGUAUCGAUUCCCAAAUUAAUGUGCUCUUCGUCCAAACACAUACAGAGUUGAUAUUCAAACCGUAAAUUAAAACAAGUCUUAUUAGUUGCUUUAUCUAAUUAUUACUUCGAAAAGAUAAUUUCCUUCAAUGUAUUCCAUUGAUUGUGAUUCUCUUAAAAAUCUUAUUUAGUUCAAUUUACGCUAUGAUUGCUUCAAUUUUUAUUUACUUGUUUUUAUAUACCCGAUCAUAUGAUUAUUUACAUCUGAUUGAAAAUAAUGAAUAAAUAAAAUGCGUUUGCUUGCAA